CUUUUUUUUUUUGUGUAUGUGUAAUAUGCAUAAGUCGGUUUAAUAUUAUAAGAAAACUAGGGAGAAAAAUAAAUAAAUAAAAAAGAGAUUAGGUUUCAAAAAACAUGAGAGAAAAAAAAAAAAAAAAAAAUUAAAAUAGAUUUCAAAAUAUAUUAUUUCUAUUGCAAGAAUUGAAAUAUGUACAAUUUUUAAUGAUUUUCAUUAGAAGAAAAUAUUUUAUGACAAAUCAAAUGAGACUAAUGGAUUUAUUUAUUUGAAUGACAAAGCACUAAGAAGGCAAAGUCAAUCACGUGGGUCUCACGUGAUCAGCUCUCCCGCCAUAAACUUUUCAAGAAGCUAACGAACUGGGAUUUUAUUCCGAAGCCUCGUAACUGCCGGACACUUACGCCCACACCUCAUCCCUCUCAAUUCUCAACACCCAAAACCCUAACACAUCCACUCUCUCUCUCGAAAAUGCAGAGAACAUUGACCACGUAUCGACCCUUAGACGACACGUAUGUGAUCAAUGUUAGGCAGCAGCAGCAGCUUCAGGGGAGGCAAUCUCCGAUGAGGAGAAUGGAUGAUAUCGGUGAUCUUCCCAUCUAUGAUCCGCGCUCCACAGUCGGUCGGAGAUCGCGACCGUGGCCUGAAAAGUGGAUUCAUGUGAUUCCUGUCACGAUUCUGCUCGUUUUCUUCAUUCUCUGGUGGUCCUCUUACCCAGUGUGGGUGGAGAUGAAGGACAAAAGAAUUCUAUCUGUUCAUCGGAUCUUACAACCGCAGUCUCUCAAUAAUACUCAAGUUGACAUCACCAUCUUGGCAUCUACAACUUCACCAAUUGCCUCUCUCCCUCAGAAUCUUACACGAAACAAUGAAACUGUAGCAUACCCAGUGAGUAAAGCCGAUUGAAAAAUUACCUUUUCUGAAUGGGAAAAUAGUUCCAUGAAAUUUAGUCCUGUCAAUAUUACUGUUACUAGAGAUUGAGAUUGCUUUGCCCCACGGGAUUUUGAUAAUCUUCAGGAACAAAUAAGGGAAAUAAUGUGAAAAGGCUUCUAGGGUUUGUCUCAAAGAAUAAUCAGGUGGAAUACACGUAGAAUAUGUGCUUGUAUUGAAUUUGUCAUGGAAAAAGGGAAGGCGAGAGAUUGAAAACUCUAGCUUAUCUGGGAUUUUCCUGAUAUCAUGGAAGCUAAUAAAAUUAGAAAUCUUCUGAA
Vitis vinifera (wine grape) is the source of this 1187-nucleotide messenger RNA. RefSeq lists its product as uncharacterized. The coding region runs from base 454 to 885 and encodes 143 amino acids. The record is from RefSeq and is a predicted model, not a curated record. NCBI's taxonomy places the organism in Eukaryota, Viridiplantae, Streptophyta, Magnoliopsida, Vitales, Vitaceae. The transcript is spliced from 2 exons.